This is a messenger RNA of Lecanosticta acicola, 365 nucleotides long. The record is from the annotation of a GenBank genome assembly. NCBI's taxonomy places the organism in Eukaryota, Fungi, Ascomycota, Dothideomycetes, Mycosphaerellales, Mycosphaerellaceae.
AUGCAGCAGUGUCCCACAACGAAACUGGCCUUGGCGGGUUACAGUCAGGGAGCCCUUGUGGUGCAAGCCGCAUUGAACAACGACGGAUUACCGAGUGACCAGGUCAAGGCGAUUACUUAUUUUGGAGAUCCAGGUGUGUACUCUGUCCUGACUGAUAUUGAGACGAUGCUUAUGUUGAAGCAGAUAGCCAUUUCGGAACCAGUGGGAAUGUGUCGGCAAGCCUGAUCAAGCAGUAUUGCGUCGAGGUCGAUCUUGUGUGUGAGCUGAAUCUCCCAGUCGUGCUAUCACCUCAUGUUACGUAUGGCACUCUGUAUGGAGAAGAUGCCGCGCGAUUCAUCAUAAACACAACUGGGGUGUCAGUAUGA